This is a messenger RNA of Exserohilum turcica Et28A, 1318 nucleotides long. RefSeq lists its product as uncharacterized. The record is from RefSeq and is a predicted model, not a curated record. Gene Ontology annotation, biological process: peptidyl-serine dephosphorylation; mitotic cell cycle. Gene Ontology annotation, molecular function: protein serine/threonine phosphatase activity. The transcript is spliced from 6 exons. NCBI's taxonomy places the organism in Eukaryota, Fungi, Ascomycota, Dothideomycetes, Pleosporales, Pleosporaceae. Bases 16 to 1005 code for a protein of 329 amino acids. Gene Ontology annotation, cellular component: cytosol.
CGCCGCCCCGCAAUCAUGGAUACCAACAUGGAGGACGUCAAGAUGCCCGAGCCCAUGCAGAUGUCGUCGGUCCCCACGUCGGAGCCGACCACAAUUCCCACCCUGGACGGCUGGAUCGAGAGCCUCAUGAACUGCAAGCAGCUGGCUGAGAGCGAUGUGCAGAGGCUAUGCGACAAGGCCCGCGAAGUACUCCAGGACGAGUCCAACGUGCAGCCAGUGAAAUGCCCAGUCACAGUGUGCGGUGACAUACACGGCCAGUUCCACGACCUGAUGGAACUGUUCAAGAUUGGCGGCCCCAACCCAGACACAAACUAUCUGUUCAUGGGCGACUACGUCGACCGUGGCUACUUUUCUGUCGAGACGGUGACUCUUUUGGUGGCACUCAAGAUCCGAUACCCUCAGCGCAUCACGAUCCUCCGUGGUAACCACGAGUCCCGUCAGAUUACUCAAGUCUACGGCUUCUACGACGAGUGCCUCCGCAAGUACGGCAACGCCAACGUUUGGAAAUACUUUACAGACUUGUUCGACUACCUGCCGCUUACCGCGCUCAUCGACAACCAGAUCUUCUGUCUCCACGGCGGUCUCUCUCCCAGUAUCGACACGCUCGACAACAUCAGGGCGCUCGACCGCAUACAAGAAGUGCCUCACGAGGGCCCCAUGUGCGACCUGCUGUGGUCCGACCCAGAUGACAGGUGCGGUUGGGGAAUAUCGCCCCGUGGUGCCGGAUACACUUUCGGGCAGGACAUCUCGGAGGCUUUCAACCACAACAACGGCUUGACCCUCGUUGCACGUGCUCACCAGCUUGUCAUGGAGGGAUACAACUGGUCGCAAGACAGGAAUGUUGUAACUAUAUUUUCGGCACCAAACUACUGCUACAGAUGCGGUAACCAGGCCGCAAUCAUGGAGAUUGACGAGCACCUCAAGUACACCUUCCUGCAGUUUGAUCCUUGCCCACGAGCUGGCGAGCCCAUGGUUUCGCGAAGGACUCCAGACUACUUCCUCUAGACGAACCUCAGCCGGGGCUCUUGCCUGCAAAUCUGAAUAUGGUCGCACAUGGACACGAUCCCGAAAUAUACGUGUACGAUUGCGUUUCUGUUGACAAAGGCUGUCCCUCGUUCCAAUGCACAAUGCAUGACAUCACCAUGUCCAGUCCGCGACAGGAUUGUUGAUGUCAACAAGGGCACUGACGCAGCCACGCUCGAGUCGCCUAGAGUGCCCGUCGUACGAUACCUUAGCCAUGCGUCAUUGGCGCAAAGAUAACAAUAAUGAGACCUGGUCGCGCUGCUUAGAUAUGAACUGUAUUGGAUUCGUCUUGUUU